AUGCUUGCAGCCAGUGUGAAGAUGCCCAUUGCAUUCCCUGUCCACUCUGGCUCUCGAUCGCGCGCCGGCUCGGAAAGCAACCUCGUCCAGCCCCAGCCUCGGCCCAGUGAUAAACGCUCUUCGAAUGAUGCGAGCGCCAGCAUAACAGGUCAGGACGAUCAGUGCGACAUGGGCGCGGUCAGGAGGGAUCGCUCUGGCUCCUCUGCCAUUGAAGCGCCCACAUCCGAGUACAACGAGAAGACGCCACUGCUUGAGCAGCCCCCCGCCGCCCCAUACGAAGAGGCAAACCCGCGCAGGAGAUGGCUCUUUCCAAAGCGCGUAUCGGCGGGCGUCAUGAGCGCAGUCGCGGACUUUGACGCGAUCGCGAAGGAAGAAAGUCGUCAACCAUGCUUCGCGGACGUCCAAAUCGCCUGGCAGCAUUGGAAACGAGAAGCGGAAGAGCAGGGGCUCAAUAUCCGGAACAACAGCCGAGAUAAGGAAGACAUCAAGACGCUCCCUGUCUAUUGCAUCUACAUCGACGGCAAUGACAUCCGACUCGGAGAGCGAACGGCCGCCCACGCGCGACGGACAUCAAAUGCGUCAUCGGGAGGAGACGAAAUUGCCCCUGCAAAGCGAUCCAUACGAAUCAAGCUGCACAACGAGGAUGCGCUGAGACAGCGGAAAGCAGCAAAGAAGGCACAGGUCACCAAAAGCAAUUCUGGUCACGUCUCGCCUGAGGAGGCUGCGGCGGCUCUGAAGUCUCCCACUGGCCCGGUGACUGCAGCCUCGAAACAAAUGACCAAAUUCCCACGCGCACCUCAGCCCCCGCGACCCUUGGUGCCGCGGCGUCAGCCGUCUUAUUCUGGCCAAGGUACGUCUGCUGUAGGCCCGCACCAGAAGACGUUGAUCAUUGAUCUCGAUGAGACAUUGAUCCAUAGCAUGUCCAAGGGUGGACGGUUCCAGACGGGCCGCAUGGUGGAGGUCAAGCUCCAGGCGUCGGUCGGUGCUGGAGGACAAAUUAUUGGACCGCAGGUGCCAAUUCUGUAUUAUGUUCACAAGCGCCCAUAUUGCGAUGAUUUCCUGAAGAAGGUUAGUAAAUGGUACAAUCUUGUAAUCUUCACUGCUUCCGUACAAGAGUAUGCCGACCCUGUUAUCGACUGGCUUGAGGUCGAGCGCAAGUACUUCGUGGGGAGGUACUAUCGGCAACACUGCACGUUCCGCAACGGGGCUUACAUCAAAGACCUCGCUCAAGUCGAGCCUGAUCUGAGCAAAGUCAUGAUACUAGAUAACAGCCCCUUGAGCUACAUUUUCCAUCCAGACAAUGCCAUUCCCAUCGAAGGCUGGAUUAGCGACCCUACAGAUUAUGAGCUGCUGCAUCUCAUUCCACUUCUCGAAGGCCUUCAGUAUGUCGCGGACGUCCGCGCGUUGCUGGCAUUGCGGCUAGGUAUGCCGCCAUCGUAAAGGAUUAGCUAUCCUGGGAUGCAUUCUCCUGUAACUUGAUCCUAACCUUCGUUGUAUUAUAGUUGUUGGUUAGCCGAGCAGUUGGCUAGAGCCGUUGAAGUGAAGAUACCCAAGAAGUUUGUUCCUUGACACA
Parastagonospora nodorum SN15 is the source of this 1573-nucleotide messenger RNA. RefSeq lists its product as hypothetical. The record is from RefSeq and is a predicted model, not a curated record. The coding region runs from base 1 to 1440 and encodes 479 amino acids. Gene Ontology annotation, molecular function: protein serine/threonine phosphatase activity. The transcript is spliced from 6 exons. Lineage: Eukaryota; Fungi; Ascomycota; Dothideomycetes; Pleosporales; Phaeosphaeriaceae.